This is a messenger RNA of Penicillium vulpinum, 1173 nucleotides long. RefSeq lists its product as uncharacterized. The coding region runs from base 1 to 1173 and encodes 390 amino acids. The transcript is spliced from 3 exons. NCBI's taxonomy places the organism in Eukaryota, Fungi, Ascomycota, Eurotiomycetes, Eurotiales, Aspergillaceae. The record is from RefSeq and is a predicted model, not a curated record.
AUGGCGACCGUGGAAACAUUGAUCUCCGCCCCGAUACCUUCCUCGCCAGCAUGGCUCCAAUUCGGCAAGCGGCCAUUGCUGGCCAGUAACAAAGAGGUCUUCCCGUCGAAGAGGGUUGCCUCAAUGUCAGAACUUGUCACCUUUGAUGCGUCGAAACAUCUCAAGUUCACCCCGCCCUCAAAAUUGUACACGAUGGAAGAGCUGGGCUUCUCUGAUAGCAAAGGGGUUUCUCCUGUUGGUGUCUCGGAGCCAUUCUCAUUAUUUUCUGCCGAAGCUAUCCAGCAAAUGAGGAAGGAGAUUUUGAACCCGGAGGUGCGAAAGAAGUAUGAAUAUUCGAGCAGUCUGGCUCAAUGUCAACUGCGAGGAUACGCAGCGGACUGUGCGCCGUUCAUUUAUGAUGCGUGGAAAAGCCCCGAGACCCUAGAGAUUAUCUCAAGUAUCGCUGGUGUCGACCUUGUCCCUGUCAUGGACUUUGAGAUUGGCCAUAUCAACUUCUCCGUGAGCAGCGAGGAAGAUAAAUCGAGAGAUCUUGCUGCUGAAGCAGAGAAACAAGAGCGCGAGGCCAGGAGUGAGCAGCAGGAAGAUGAAAGUCCUAUCGUGGACUGGCACACUGAUAGUUAUCCCUUUGUUUGCGUGACUAUGCUGUCCGAUUGUACGGACAUGAUCGGCGGCGAGACUGCUCUCAGAAAUGGAAAUGGCGAGGUGGUGAAAGUUCGAGGGCCGCAAAUGGGCUCGGCUGUGGUUUUGCAAGGUCGGUAUAUCGAGCACCAAGCGCUUCGGGCACUUGGUAUGACAGAGCGGAUCACAAUGGUGACAUCUUUCCGCCCCCGAUCGUCAUCCAUCAAGGAUGACAGUGUUCUCACAACGGUCCGUCCUAUCUCGAUACUUGGUGAUUUGUAUCAUCAAUUCGCGGAGUAUCGCUUCGAGAUGCUCCAGGACCGGUUCCGUGACGCCAAUCGGUUCAUGCGGGACCAGAAAAGAGCAAGACGUCAAUUUGAUACGGUUAGCCUCAAGGUUUUCAUCCGCGAACAGAUCGAUUUCUUGGAGCAUAUGGACAAGGAGAUUGUUGAAGAUGAUAAGGUCCAGAAGGGCGUGGUUGAUGACAGCCAUCUUCGCUCGGAGGAACUGAAACAGCAAUGGCACAAGAAACAGGCCCGCGCUGCGAAAGAGUAG